AUUGUUAUUGGCACGGUCACACUACACAACCGCGAAAUUGUUAUUGCUUGUUUUGCCAAACAACGAAUUUAAAGGAAAUAACGCUGAAAUUUAUAUACAAUGGCCGAUAAACAAUCUAUUGGAGAAGCAACCAAGUCCGUCCAGACAUCAGCAGUUCCGAAACAGGAGGAUAAAGAGCAGAAAAAGUCGACGCAAGGGAGUCUCAACUCGGGCUCAGGUGAUGGCGGGAAAACUGCGGAAAAGUCGGAAAAGCCGGCUGGCCAGCCCACCGCCUACAGCAUGCGACCGGCUUUUGGAGAGAUGUUCCCCCUGCCCACCAUCAAGAACAUAAUGAACAACGUGAUGGCCGACAAACUCAAGGACAAAACCUACGACAAGGAUGUGGCCAAGACGUGGACGAGUGAGAUUGCAGACGAGGUGAACCAGCAGAUAGCCAGCAGCUCCAAGGUGAAGCGGUACAAGCACGUCGUCCAGGUGAUGCUGGGCCAGGAGCUGGGUGCGGGGGCCACCUACAACUCGCGCUGCUGCUGGGACUGCGACUGCGACACCUCCAUCUCCGAGGUCUUCAGCAACACCAGCCUCUUCUGCGUGUGCACCGUGUUCGGCACCUACCAGUACUAGAAGGGGGAUCAUAGAGAUCUGCACGAGUAAGUCAAAGUAGACUCCGCUAGUACUGAGUGAUGAAAACUCUUAAACUAUCAUCGGGGAAUUGUCGAAGUAAUCGGUUCGUUUUACAGAUUUGGUAUACGGUUUUUUAAUCUAAAUCGAUUGCAAAAUUUAGAACAAAUGGAAUGUUUAAAACCGUGCAUGAAUACCUAAUCGAAUUGCGACCGCAAAUUCUUUAGAAUAGGAGUAUGCCCAAUAUGGUCCACCAGAACAAUAUUGUUAGUUCUAACAUUUAAAUGGUUAUGCAUUUUACACAAUGACACAUCAAAUUAUUUAGAGCAAGACAUGCCUCGUUUUUAUUUUUUAAAUCUAAAAUAAUUGUUUUAAAUAAUAAAUUCGCGAAUGCUUUAGGAUAAGGGGAACCGACAUUUAUGGAAUACAUUUGUUAUAAAAAGCCAUAAAUAUUUAAAAUACCGCUUUAAGAAUUAAAAGUCAAAUGUUAAAUUUAUUACUACUCCUACGAUUCUAUAAUGCCGAGUACUACUUGAUUACAUAAUAUAAAAAAGUGUCGUAGUAUCUUCAGCAUGAUUACCUUUACUUGUGACAUAGGCAUCGAAUCGUGCAGGUCUCUAGUGGACAACCCACAGAACUGAUUAGGCUAAGGACCACCUCACAACGUUUACUUUUAAAUGGUAGGCACCGGGAAACAAAGGGUUCAUCACUUUCGAUGGUCGACCUUCGUCGAGCUUCAUUGGAUGCGCACGUUCAGCGGAUUGAGUAUGCGGCCCGACAUCACAGCCACGUCCAGGUCGCGAUCCACGAUGAAAAACAGAAACGGAUGAUUCACGGAGAUCUGAAUGGGCUUCGUUUGGGCGCCGUAGUUGCCUAGAGAGCGAAAGGAAGUGUUUAUUGCACUUUGUCUCGUGUUGCAGAGGCUGCAACAGUUGCAACACCAUUAGGUGGGGCCAUCGCAAUGCGUUGCGGCUCAAUGCCUUCGGCCCACUCCACUCAGGUGUGCUGCAAUGCGAGACACUUACGCUUCAGCUGAUUGAUGGGAUGCGUACGGAUGGUGACGUCUAUGGAUUGCUCAAUGUGCCGCACGUAGACGCCCUUCUCAUCAGUCAUGGGCCUGAAAUCCGCGCGAUUCGGCUCGAAGACAUCGCAGCUGCAACGAAAGUAAGAGUGAGCAGGGAGCUGCCGCGAUUACGUCCAUGCUUACAUUCCCAUCUGCAACAAAAAAGCACAAACCAAAGACACACCGUUCAAUAAAAAUGCUUCGAAUGGCACUCUACCAAAAAA
Molecule: messenger RNA, 1905 nt
Organism: Drosophila suzukii
Lineage: Eukaryota; Metazoa; Arthropoda; Insecta; Diptera; Drosophilidae
Source: RefSeq, a predicted model, not a curated record